UGGUAACGGAGUGAUCUGGUUAGUACGUUAACAGAUCUGGCAGUCGUAAGAAGCAUUGUUUGUGGUUGAGUUGUACGGAUUACCUUGAGGUCGUUGAUAUGAGGGAUAUUGGAUUACUGUGGAUUGCUUUAUUGGCGAUACUGGUUGCCGUUGCCAGGGCUGAUUACACCAAAUUCUUCGAGAGAUGUACCAACGAGAAGAACACCUUCGACUGCUUCAAGCGAAGGGCUAUUGAUGUCCUCAGUCAGGCUGUCAAGGAUGAUUCGGUUUAUGUUGUCAACGACUACGUGUCCAUUGCUAGAGAUCCGGCUGUGGCCAGGGAGCAAAGAUCCGCCAGUGAAAAUACCACGGCUCUCAGUUUGGAUGAACAGCUGGAGAGGAAGUUCAAUGACUACUUGUCCUCGAGAAGCAUCAAGCUCACUAUUCCUGGAGAUGCCAUUCAAGGGCGCAAGAAGAAGGACAAGGGUGGUAUGGGAGGUGCUCUCAUGAUGGGAGGUCUUGCUAUGGCAGGUGUAAUGGCGCAGCUGGCGUUUGGCAAGAUUGCUUUCCUAGCGGGUACUGCUCUGCUAACAGCCAAGAUUGCUCUCGUGUUGAGCGCCAUUAUCGGAUUGAAGAAGCUUGUAUCAAGUAGCGGGGGAGGUCAUGAAGUCAUCUACGCGACCGCCUCAGAACCGCAUGGAGGAUUCAGCGGUGGUGGAUACGGCGGCUGGCAGAGGUCCAUUAAUUCAGUGCCCUCCACGCCAAGUCGCUGAGUCUCAUCAUGAUUCCACAGAAAUGAUGCUCAAUCAAUGUUUAAUUCAUGUAUUUAUUUAUUUAUUUAUUCUGUCAUUAAAUACGUAAUGGAAACUUA
Fopius arisanus is the source of this 850-nucleotide messenger RNA. RefSeq lists its product as uncharacterized. Gene Ontology annotation, cellular component: membrane. The transcript has 2 exons. Lineage: Eukaryota; Metazoa; Arthropoda; Insecta; Hymenoptera; Braconidae. The coding region runs from base 99 to 752 and encodes 217 amino acids. The record is from RefSeq and is a predicted model, not a curated record.